CGGCUGAGGUUUUAAGCCCAGAGCGAAGAGCUUUAAAGCAUCAGAGCAUCCCGCUCGUGUUGCCAGUCGCCGUGGAAACCGGAGCGGGCUCAGCAUCAGGAGGCCUGGAUGCUGCGAGGCGGGCCUUGCGGGGAAUGGAGGGAGAACCGGCCCGUACGAGUGGAUUCAGGGAUGAGGAGGAUGGAGAGAGUGUGCUCUCGUGAGGAGAGGAAGAGAAAGAAGAUGGCUAAAGCGGUGGCGGAGGAGAAGAAGUUGCAGCGAGAAUUUUCGUCGUCGGCGUCCAGCGGCUCGCAUGAUGGUCGCAGCUCAGCAGCCAGCAACUUGGACGUGGCCGACCGACUCACCUACCUGGAGCAAAGGAUGCAGAUGCAGGAGGAUGAAAUCCAGCUGCUUAAGAUGACCCUGGCUGACGUGCUCAAGAGGCUCAACAUCUCCGAGGAGCACCGGGCUGCCAGCGCCCCCACGUCUGGAAGGAGGACGUCAGGUACUAAAGGGAGACCCGUCUCAAUGGGCCUGCCCCCAAGAGCACCCUUGGGAACCUCGGGAGUCACCAGCUUGAGGAAGAGCUCCACGCUACCAUCUGGAGCAACCUGCAGGAACUACAGCCCGACACCCCCUCGCUGUGGUGUCAGGAGUCCAGCAGGCAGCGUGAAGGACAGUCCAUGUAAAACCCCCAAAACGCGUCCGUCCUCAUCCGCAUCAUCCUGCACCAGCACACAAGAAGGGAGCACCAGAUCCAAGGAGGUUCCUGUGAGUUUAGGCAUGAGGAGAGUUACACACAGCAAAGUGACUAUGCAGAUCUAUCUGAGCCCCCUCAUAAGAAAGACUGGGUCUUCUGAGAUGAAUGCAACAUCUACCCCCACGGUACCUGUGGGAGGCAGUGGACCGUCGGGAACCCAGCAGGCAAGAGGCACACCCAAUUUAGAUGCGAGGAGGAAAGACCCAUCCUACAUGUUGAACCUCCAGAAGACCACCACCAACGUCGCAAGUCAGAAGAACCCACAGCAGGAUGCUAACAGCUCCAAAAACCCCCAAAAGUCCCCGAGUCAGUACUUUCAGAUUUGUUACUGACCAUCAAGUCACAACACCACUUUUUUGUUGUCAUGUUUUCAUAACUUUUGGCUAAUUUAUCGACUUGCUGUAUUUCCUGCAAAUAAUGGUCAUCUGGAAAAUAACAAUGGUUCUAGAACUGAGCCUUGAGGAAUACCGCCGUUAAAUUCAAGGUUCAUUUGACUUAAGCUUCAUAUCCUGAUUUGAAACAAACCCUAUUUCUUCUUUUAAUUGUUAGGUGAAACUUUACACUAACUUGCCUGAAACCCUCACCUCCAAUUGAAACCCUAAUUUGAAAGCUCUCGGGCUUGAAAAAAAUCCCAGUUUUAAACCCCGUCUAAAAAAUUACCCACUUGGCCCUUUAUGGAAUCAGUUUGA
This is a messenger RNA of Corythoichthys intestinalis (scribbled pipefish), 1428 nucleotides long. RefSeq names its product echinoderm microtubule-associated protein-like 1. The record is from RefSeq and is a predicted model, not a curated record. NCBI's taxonomy places the organism in Eukaryota, Metazoa, Chordata, Actinopteri, Syngnathiformes, Syngnathidae. The transcript has 7 exons. Bases 109 to 1071 code for a protein of 320 amino acids.